Messenger RNA from Thermochaetoides thermophila DSM 1495, 1578 nucleotides. RefSeq lists its product as uncharacterized. The coding region runs from base 1 to 1578 and encodes 525 amino acids. Gene Ontology annotation, biological process: transmembrane transport. NCBI's taxonomy places the organism in Eukaryota, Fungi, Ascomycota, Sordariomycetes, Sordariales, Chaetomiaceae. The record is from RefSeq and is a predicted model, not a curated record. Gene Ontology annotation, molecular function: transmembrane transporter activity. The transcript is spliced from 9 exons.
AUGGCACUACAAAUGCAAAACUCGAAGACAUGGAAGAUAGAUGACAACGUUCAUGCAGAUGAUCUCAAAACAGCUGAUCCUAAUGAUCCUCUCAACUGGCCACAAUGGUACAAGCACUACAUGGCAACUGUUAUCUCCAUCGCCAUGAUGAUGUGUAACUUUCUUGCCGCUGGCCCAUUUAUUGCUAUGGUGAACAUAACCAUGGACUUCUUCCCAGGAGCGCAUCCUGCAAAGAAUCCACGUCUGUUCGGCUCGUCAGUAGCCAAAGUCGCCUAUUUCUUUACUACAACUGCGCUCUUACAAGGAGUUGGUAAUUUUAUUUGGGUGCCUGUUGCGAACAAAUAUGGUCGGCGGCCGAUUUAUGUUCUCAGCUAUCUGAUCUACUUUGCAACUGCCAUCUGGCUAAGUUUCGAGCACAGUUAUGGGGGUUUCCUUGCUGGACGUAUCCUGAUGGGAUUUGGGGCUGGCGCUGCCGAGACAGUUGCGCCGAUAACGAUUGCCGACAUCUAUUUUCUUCACGAGCGUGGCACAGUCAUGGCAUUCUAUAGCUCUUUUCUUUCUGUUGGAGCUGCCGUCGGCUUGGUUAUCUCUGGGUUGAUCACGAUCCACCACCACUGGCGUGUUAUCUUCCAAGUUGCGUCAGCUCUGAUUGGGCUUGUUCAUCUCUUUGCCAUCUUCGCCUUUCCAGAGACUGCCUAUACUCGGAACAGUUCUCUUGGCGAGAGCAAGACUGACUCCUCAGCUGGAUCGGGUUCUUCCUCUGACGCCACCUCCUCCUCAGAGAAAGUCGAGAAGAACUUUGCUUUGUCAGAUCCUAAAAAAGAUGCUGAGAAGGCCACUACCUCUAGUCAUAUUCCUCCCAAAAAUACCUAUCUCCAGACCCUCAAGGUUUUCCAUGGCACUUUCACGAGCGAAAGUCUGGCCAAGCUUGUGCUACGGCCGUUGGGGCUGAUUUGCUUGCCACCCGUGCUGUGGGUGGCAUUGGUCGAAGCCGCAACGAUCGGUUUUUUGGUAGCUAUGACAUCGAAUGUCGAAGUUGCUUUCGAGAGAACUUACCAUUUUGAAUCUUACCAAGUCGGACUUUGUUUUGUCGCGGCCAUCAUUGGCUCGCUUGUUGGCAUUCCUGUAGGCGGCAAGUUUGGUGACAAGGUGGCGGACUGGUUUACCCGGCGCAAUGAGGGCAUCCGUAACCCUGAAAUGCGGCUCCCAGCCAUGAUCCCGGCCAUGAUCACCGCACCGUUGGGACUCGUCUUGUUCGUGAACUUCGCCAUCGUUCAAGGCACAAAUAUCGCCCUUGUGUAUGUGAUUGAUGCUUAUCGGCCCGUUGCCGGCGAGGUGACACUGGCUGUCAUGGGCUUCAAAUCUUUAUUUGGCUUCUUGCUGUCCUUCUACACCAAUACUUGGGUCACUCAAUCAGGAUAUCUCAACGCAUAUGGUACCAUGGGUGCCAUUUCGGCCGCUGUAUUGCUCUGUUGGAUUCCCUUGUACAUCUGGGGCAAACAGGUGCGCCACGCCACCUGGCACUGGAGGAUCGUGAGGUAUGUGGACUGGUCUGACGAUCGCGAGGUAGGAGAGUGA